AUGGGUGUUAUGUGUUUCCGUUUUUUUGUGGCUGGUGCUGCUGUGCUUGUUGCAUCCACCAGGGAUAAUAACAACGACAACGAGAACUAUGGCCGGAAUGGUUCCAAGCUACGUUGGGAAGAAAUUUUCCCAAUAACUCUAAUCGCGUUCCAAAGUAGCGGACAAGCCGUUACGAGCAGGGUAUUGAAAUUCCCCGGGUUAACCAGUGUGGUCUUGACGGAUGUUUAUUGCGAUUCAUUUGCGAGUCCAGAUUGUUUUACGCUUAGCGUGUACUCAGAUGUGGAAGAGAGACGGCAGGUGGCUGCGAUUAUCUGUGUGUUGAUCGGGACGUUGAUGGGGGUUCUUGGGCGCGGAGUCGGAUUGGGCUUGCUGGGGCGUUGUGGAUAG
This is a messenger RNA of Monascus purpureus, 387 nucleotides long. Lineage: Eukaryota; Fungi; Ascomycota; Eurotiomycetes; Eurotiales; Aspergillaceae. The record is from the annotation of a GenBank genome assembly.